This is a messenger RNA of Chroicocephalus ridibundus (black-headed gull), 1084 nucleotides long. RefSeq names its product protein SCO2 homolog, mitochondrial (gene SCO2). The coding region runs from base 1 to 1047 and encodes 348 amino acids. Lineage: Eukaryota; Metazoa; Chordata; Aves; Charadriiformes; Laridae. The transcript has a single exon. The record is from RefSeq and is a predicted model, not a curated record. Gene Ontology annotation, biological process: mitochondrial respiratory chain complex IV assembly.
AUGUUCCCCACCCGCUGCCUGACCCACGGACUGACCCACGGAGCAACCUAUGGAGUGACCCACAGCCUGACCCACGCCCUGCCCCGUGGCAUGACCAACCGCCUGACCCAUGCAGCGACCCACAGACUGACCCAUGGAGUGACCCACAGUGCGACCCAUCGCUUGCCCCACAGCCUGACCCAUUACUUGCCCCACAGCAUGACCCAUGGCCAGCCCCUCUGCCUGCCCCAGGGCAUGACCCACAGCCAGCCCCGCCGCCUGACCCACAGCCUGACCCAUCGCCUGCCCCACGGCAUGACCCAUGGCCAGCCGCUCCCCCUGCCCCACAGCCUUCCCCCCCACAUGCCCCCGCGGCAGGGGCUGCAUGGCGGGGGCCGUCCGGGUCAGGGGCUGCCACUGUGGCAGCGCCUGGGGGUGGCGGCGCUGGUGGCAGGGGCGGCGGGGGGGCUGUGGCUGUGGCUGCGGGCGGAGAAGGGGCGGCAGCGGCAGGCGCGGCGGCGGGCGGAGCUGCGGGCGCUGGCCCUGGGCCAGGGCGACUUCCAGCUGCGGGACCAGGAGGGGCGGCCGCGGUGCAAAGCCGACUUCCGCGGGCAGUGGGUGCUGCUCUACUUCGGCUUCACCCACUGCCCCGACGUCUGCCCCGAGGAGCUGGGCAAGCUGAGCCACGCUGUGGAGCUGCUGGAGCAGGAGCCCGGCCUUCCUCCCCUCCAGCCCCUCUUCAUCACCGUGGACCCUGAGCGGGAUGAUGCGGCGGCCAUGGGGCGCUACCUGCGCGACUUCCACCCGCGGCUGCUGGGGCUGACGGGCACCCCCGAGGAGGUGCGGGCGGCCGGCAGCGCCUACCGCGUCUACGCCAGCGCGGGGCCGCGGGAUGAGGACGGGGACUACAUCGUGGACCACACCAUCCUCAUCUACCUGCUGGGCCCCGACGGGCUCUUCCUUGACUGCUACGGCCGCAGCAAGAGCGCCCAGGACAUCGCCCGCAGCGUGCGCCGCCACAUGGACACCUACGAGCCCCUGCCCGACGACGACGAACAAAGGAAAUAAAGGCAACCGCACCCCGAAAAUGCCUCCUGUGCGCCGG